Messenger RNA from Apis laboriosa (Himalayan honeybee), 1351 nucleotides. RefSeq names its product dentin sialophosphoprotein-like. The transcript has a single exon. Lineage: Eukaryota; Metazoa; Arthropoda; Insecta; Hymenoptera; Apidae. Bases 84 to 1079 code for a protein of 331 amino acids. The record is from RefSeq and is a predicted model, not a curated record.
AAGACGCUAUAAAAGACCGAGGCCGAAUAGACGUGCCGACGAGUUUGAUAUCGCGGACGGAGCUGGUGAAUUAUUUUCGCGAGAUGCGAGGUCCCAUCGAAUUAAUCGUAGUGCUGUCCGUCGUGCUCGUCUCGACGAUCAUCAUCGAAGCGCAUCCCUUGGCCGAUCUGAUCGAGCAACAGAAUGUGGAGGAAGCGCAAGGGAGGACAGCCGUGGGGAAGCAGGCUGACUCGUCCUCCAGCCAAGAAGAUAGCAGCAGCGAGGAAAAAAGGGCGAAGGAUAAGGCUAAGAGGGAGACUGGCGACGUCGUACAGAUUUUAACGGAGGAAGGAGAAGAAGGAACCUUGCCCGCUAGGUUGGAGCGAUCGGCCAAGAAGAAAUGCAACAAGGACGACGACGACGACGACGACAGCAGCAGCAGCAGUAGCAGCAGUAGCAGCAGCAGUAGCAGCAGUUCCAGCGAUGACGACGACGAUAAGAAGAGGUCGAAGAAGAAGAAGAAGAAGAACGACAACGACGACGACGACGACGACGACGAUAGCGACGAUAGCGACGACGAUGAUUGCAAGAGGCGCAAAAAGUCGAGGAGGAAGGGCGGUUGCAACCGAGACAGCGAUGACGAUGACAGCGAUGACAAUGAUUGCAAGAGACGCAAGAAGUCGAGGAAGAAGGGCGGUUGCAACCGAGACAGCGAUGACGAUGACAGCGAUGACAAUGAUUGCGGGAGACGCAAGAAGAAGAAGAGGGGCGACUGCAAUGGCAACGAUGACGACGAUGACAACGAUAACAACGAUGGCAACCAUAGCAACGAUGGCAACCAUAGCAACGAUGGCAACCAUAGCAACGAUAAAAACGAUAACAACGAUAACAAUGGGAGCGACGAUGAUUGCAAAAAUAGAAUAUGCACAAGAAAGUACAAGAGAGAUGUUGAUGGACAGGACAAUGAUUCAGCGAGCAAAUCCUCUUCCGAAGAGAAGAAUAACCCCGAUAAAAAAAGACAAAAGAAAUCAAAUAAUAGUGAUCUCUUUAACUUCGUAGAAAGCGAUUUUCAUACUUUAUUUAGGACACGAGAAAAUUGAAGAGGGUUGGAAGAAACGGAAAAGAAGAAACACGCGAAAACGCGGACGAACGUCGUAAUUUACGAGGGGAAAAAUGCAGCGAGUGCCGCAAUAUGUAUUCUGUUUAUUACGAAUUGCUCGUUCGUAGAUAACGCAAAUUUAAAAAAAAAAAAAAAAAAAUAAAUAAAAUAGAAUAAAAUAUGUUGCAUCACUUAUUUCAUCAUAGAUAAUGUGUAUCGCAUCAUUCUUUUUCUGUAUAUUCUAUCAAUAUAUAUGUAUAUAUUUAUGACUUA